AUGGCACUUGCCUUGGGUCUUGGAUCACUUUUUAAUCAUCAUCCCAGCUCAGCAAAUGUGUCAUUCGAGCUUGACAAGUCGACUCGCUCGAUCCGUUAUCGAACUGUUCGACAAAUUUCUACUGGUGAAGAACUUUGCAUAUGCUACGGUAGUGGCAAGAUGUGGUGGGAAGGACCUGAUGAAGAGCGUCCUUCAACGCCUGUGUCUGAGACACAUGAAGUCUCUCUAUUUGGACAGAUAGGCUUGGAAGAUGACGAGCACGAGCCCGCGACUACAUCCUCAACUGCGUCACAGACACCAUCAUCGCGUGUGCUUUCGAAUUCGCAUUCCAAAGCCCCAGUGCUUGAUGCCUCGUAUAAGGCACCACUCUGGCGCAUAACGUCGUCACCAGACCCUAAAACUAUGCAGCUUCAUACGACGCGUGCCUGGGCGAUGGAUAUCCCCCCAAGAGCUUGCUCGCCAGCUGCCCAAAUACUAAAAAGACUUGUGAAAAAUGGUUCCUUACGAGCCGGUGAUGUUCACCCUAAGUACUCGAUCCGAUACUUGCGUAGCUUUCGCAAGGCAAAGGAUGUGUUGAAGCUUCCUCAGGAAAAAUAUGAUGCCGAUUCAAUGGAUCUAUCCUUGCUCCUGUGCCUCGAAGACGCACACUCAUCAAAGGAUCUCACCCUUCUCCUGGAAAAUGCCUUUGGUUCUCUGCAUAUUCCUAUAAGGUUAUACCUAGUGCGGGUCCCCACAGGCCCUGCACCUAGUCCAGAGCGCUUGAGCGAAUGGUCGGCCAUAUGGCCGUGUGUUUUCUUGCCGCCUGGCGCUGGUAUCCCAGCAAAAGAUGGUGUACCUGGGAGUGAUGCUGCUCGUGCGAUGGUUCCUGUUGAUCGACAGGCAGAUGCUCAACUGUGGUCUGAUGAAUCGCUAGUUGACCGUGUUCGACAUGCAUUCCGUCGGUGCAUUGCCACAGCGCAGCAAGCACGUGCGGCUGGCGAGUUGGGUAUCGGCGUUUUUGUCACGAACAUGGAACAAGAUGGUUCCAUUGCUAUUUCAGUUGAUGCGCAUGACACACGAAUUCGUGACGCACACCCACUGCGACAUGCUGUUUUGAAUGCCGUCCGCCGAGUUGCUCACAUCCGCUCACAGUCUCGCUCUUCGACGAAUGAGGAGGCGGAAAAUGGUCAAGACUAUUUGCUCACGGGUCUUACAAUGUUUAUUACGCAUGAGCCAUGCGUUUAUUGUGCAAUGGCGCUGAUCCAUUCGCGGGUGCGGUCCGUUUUUUUCCUGUUUCCAUCACCACGUUCCGGCGGAUUCUGCGGAGCUCAGUCCAAUGCCAGCGAUAUAUGUGACGGCGGGCAAGACGGAGGGCCUUUUUGUAUUCAUGAACAAAGUGGCUUAAAUCAUAAGUACGAAGUAUGGCGCUGGAUCAAUCCGGCAGAGCUGGUUCACGUUCAAAUCGACAUGCACAUGUCUGUCGACAUAUAG
Molecule: messenger RNA, 1470 nt
Organism: Malassezia globosa CBS 7966
Lineage: Eukaryota; Fungi; Basidiomycota; Malasseziomycetes; Malasseziales; Malasseziaceae
Exons: 1
Coding region: 1-1470 (489 amino acids)
Cellular component (GO): nucleus; cytoplasm
Molecular function (GO): tRNA-specific adenosine-34 deaminase activity; protein binding
Source: RefSeq, a predicted model, not a curated record